AUGGCCUGCUCGCAAUCUCGGCCACCAGCGCCAACAACACCAGCGCCACCAAUAUCAACACCGCCACCAUCGAUGACCAGCUCCUCAGCUCGACCUGUACAGCUCGAUCAAUGGUCCAACACCAAAGCACCGCUCACUUCAUCUCAGCGAGCCUCGGUCAACGGUCUGGCGGAAUGGCUUCAUCGCAACUCGUCUGAUUUCAAACAGCAGCAAUCGCUUCCUUCACAAAGCCAGGCCAAGAGCAGCGAGCCAGCAACAGAAACAGAUCCUUCACCCGCGCUGAACGGUGCAGACAGCAAGGAGGCUCCGUUCGCAUCUAUCACACUACCAGACGCAUCAGCACCCCUCGUAUCAGCCCAAGGCUUCCUAGCAUGGUACACGCAACUCUCGCAUUCCCUCACCUCGUCCACCCAGACCUCUCACCGGCAAGCACUCGAACGCAUCUCCGAAGCAACUUCUACCGCAGAUGACCUCCUAGCCCAACUCGAAGCAUGUCAGGUCAAUCUAUCCCAGCUUCGUGCCGGUACCGCUUUCGUGCAAGACUCGUCGCGAGGCAUUCGCGAGCAGGCACAGGCGCUACUCGACUCACAGACCCAUCUCGACACUUUCGCCCAAGACAUCGCUUCGCGGCUCUCUUUCUUCACUCUGCUACCGUAUGCGACGAAUAUGCUUAGCUCGCCCGACUCCAGCAUCGUCUAUUCUCCCUCUUUUCUCGAGCUCAUGGAUCAGCUCGAUAUGGCGUUGCUCUUCUUGCACCAAGCACCGGCAAGGUCCUAUCGCGACGCAGCGCUUUAUAGAAUGCGAUACUCUCACUGCCUUACCAGAGCUGCGACAUUGGCCAAGAUGGCGGUCGUGAGGGAUAUCAAGUCUCAAGCAGAAAGCACUGCGCAGCGAGUAAAGCAGAUGCAGGCUCGUCCUGAGUCUGCAGUCGAUGCUAAAGCUGCUCCUGCUACUGCCAGUAGUCAUGUCAAAGGGAAGGGCCGAGAGGUUGAUUGUGGCGCUGCACAUGCAACUCGGUCCUCUCUUCUUGCAAAGGAUACUUGGGAUGCACUCUUCCUCGAUGCAGCGCAUCAGCUGACGAAAUUGCGCCCACUCAUCUUUGAGCUUCAGAAACGAGCUUGCACUCCAGCUUCUGCUUCCUCUUGGUCAAGUGUCUCUACGGCGGCAGCCGAGUUUGAAAGCUUGCUGCAGGAAUGCCAUACUGCAUGGUAUCAGUACCGGAGGCCGUCACUCUCUCGUGUUCUGCUGCAGAGGUUUACUGAGAUCGAGGCUCAGACAAUAGCAGCUGCGCAAUCGGGGGCAAAUGUUUCGCCGCCCAUUGUGGAGCUUGCCAGAGCGGCAACGGAAUUGCUCCGUCACCUUUUGGAGGGAGAGUAUCAGUUGUAUCGGCAGUUCUUUGGCGGCGAUGGCGCGGAGGAUGAGCAGAACAAGCUUGACGCUGGCCUCAAUGCCUAUCUUUCAGAGCUGGCAGAGACGGUGACAUCGAGAUUACGACCGAAGCUCGCCAAGCAAGAAGACCUGGUAGUGCUGGCACAGACAUGGUCUGCUAUUUCCGAUGCCGUUCACUCGAACGCAGCUGAUCCUGGUUGGUCGCAAAGCCUGCUCCCGCUGCUCAACGAGACGCAAUCCCGGCUAUCAGCAAGAGCGGAAAUCAUGAUCGCAAGCAAUAUCGCCCAAUUCACGCCUAAGGAGCAAGAUGGCCAUCUGGAAUUGCCGGAACGUCUUGGAGCUUACAAAUCUUGUUGUUCAACCUUCACAGCAGCUGGGGUAGCAGCAACCAAGCAUCGUCGAGGCAAAUCAGGAGCAGGCCUACUCGACGCAGCCCUAUCUGCAUCGCACGCCGCAUCCACCUCAAAAACUCAGCAAGAGAAAGUGCAACUCUUCAGACUCCCGCCGGAACUUGUUUCCACGUACUACCCGCCCGUGGGGUACAUGUUGGAGGUCUUGUUUCAUCUUCAGGCACGUGUGUCGGCGCCUGCUUUCAGGCGCAUGGCCGUUGCUGCCGUAGAGGCCUGUUUGAUGAGUGUGGGCAAAGGUUCACAGGCGUUGGUGAGGCGAAAGCAGGGUGGAGUGGAGAGGGAAGAUGGCUGGUUGUUUGAGCUAAGACAGUUGGAGAUUUUGAGAGAGGCCGUGGUUUCGGCUGAAUUGGUGCUCAAGCAACCUCACGAUGAGGCUUUGUCUAUAAACACUACCAAUCCUCGCGUUGGCCAUGUUGGACAGGGUAGUGGAGGUUCAGUUUCACUUGUAGACCUACCUUCCCUCGUCAACGCGAUCAAUUCUCUUUGGACCAACACUGGCAGGUUGCUCUAUCCCUCCUCCACUACCACCGACCGCACUUGUCCCGAUGCCAAGCCGACACAGGGUGGACAAUUGGACAUGAAUCCAACCACAACCACCAUCUCAGCCAAGCUCGCCGGACUCAUCGCCCAAAUCGCAGCUUUCUGGGCUGAUGCGAUCAUCUUGCCCCUCCGCGUAUACACUGAUCAGAACGCAGUAUUGGACGAAAGCGGUGCAAGGUGGAGAAGUACGUAUGAAGCAUUUGAGACGUGUAUUGAGAGUGUUGUGCCGGAGAAAGCAAAAAAGGGGGCGCUGUGGGUGGAGGAUGAGGAGGUGCAAAGGAUGCUAGUUGGUGCCGUGGUCGAUCGGGUUGGGGAAGUGUAUGGCAAGUUUUUGCAGGCUAGCCCCAAGGAAGCGGAUGCGGAGAGAGUGGGGGCUGUUGAGGAGAUGAGAGAGAGAGUUUGCGGUGAAUUUGCCAAGGUGCUUGCUCUGUAG
This is a messenger RNA of Ustilago hordei, 2772 nucleotides long. RefSeq lists its product as uncharacterized. NCBI's taxonomy places the organism in Eukaryota, Fungi, Basidiomycota, Ustilaginomycetes, Ustilaginales, Ustilaginaceae. Bases 1 to 2772 code for a protein of 923 amino acids. Gene Ontology annotation, biological process: intra-Golgi vesicle-mediated transport; Golgi organization; intracellular protein transport. The transcript has a single exon. Gene Ontology annotation, cellular component: membrane; cis-Golgi network; COG complex. The record is from RefSeq and is a predicted model, not a curated record.